CGAGACUGAGGGAGAAAAAGAUUCAGACGCGAAAGUUUGUAAAAUUAUGCAGGGUGUAAGACACAAUUAUGAACCAGUGGGUUGCGAUAAUGCUGGAUUUGACCAUUCAUUUACCAACCGAGAGAUUGCAGCGCGCAGAAGUUUGGCACACUUGUUUCAGAAAACUGUAAUGGAAGAGGCAACAGAAUCUUUAGCCCAGCCACAAACGGAAAGUCCAGAUUACGCAGAACUGUCAGAAAUGUUUGAAGACAUUGAUUUAGAAAUAGAUCAAGAUGACGAUUAUGGAACUUCAGAAAGAAUUAAAUAUCAAACCAAAAAGAAGUCAAUUUCAAACUGUUCUCUCAAUACUUUAAAGUCAGACUUCUCACCGUAUCCUAUUGAAGCUAGAGCAGUUGUAAGCGACACAGUUUUAUUAGAUGAUCCAACAAUUACACCAACUAGAACACCAAGUUUUAUGAAAGCCAUAUCAGCUUCUGAAACAGGUUUAGAAGCGGCUAAGAAAGUUGUCGUGCCAGGUCCUUCCCUAUCAAAUUUACAAGUCUGUAAAAGCCAGUCGCAUAAAUCACUCAAGUUAUCACCAUCUAGUGUGACAUCAUUACCGACCAGUCCCAGAGGUCCCAAUUUGACUUCUACCCCAGGCAUCAAUGAUGGAACUUCAAAUCCACAUUUAUCUUCAAGUAUUUUAAGUGAUACUGGCAUAUGUCGUAUUUGUCAUGAAGGUGAUGCACAUGAAGAAUUAGUAGCACCAUGUUAUUGUGCUGGAUCUGUUGGAGUUUUACAUGUAACAUGUCUAGAGAGAUGGCUUGGAACCUCCAAUACAACACGCUGUGAAAUCUGUAAAUAUCAGUUCAAAGUAGAAAGACAAGCUAGAUCUUUUUGGCAGUUUUUAAAACAGCCAUCAGAGAACACAGAAAGAAGAAAUAUGAUUUGUGAUAUUGUAUGUUUUUUUAUAUUGACACCCUUAACUGGUAUCAGUGCAUUUCUAUGUAUGAUGGGUGUCCGACAUUAUGCUCAAUGGGAUGGAAGGUGGGAAGUCCCUGGUUUAGCCAUAUUAACUAGUUGUCUACUUAUGAUAUAUGCAGUGUGGUGCUUCGUUGCAAUGAGACAUCAUUAUAAAGUUUGUCGAGAUUGGCAAACCAACAACCAGAUUAUAAAAAUCAAAUAUUUGUCACCAACAAAAGGAAAAGCCAUCUUAGAAACUAAACCAGUACAAGAUAAGAACCAGUCGUACAUUUCACCCACACGGCAGAAUCUUAUCUCACCUUGUACUUCAACCCCAUCCCCUGCUGGUGCUGUCCCUUCAUAUAAUGCAGCUAUGCUUCGCCCUAUUCUACGAUACUCCUCAAAUUUACAGUCAUUUAGUUCCCCAUCCGAUCAUUUCCCCUCAGAUUAUUCCUACAGACAAAGUGUUGUGUGGAGUGAAACUGAAAUUGGAAAUAGUGAUAGAAAUAAUUUUAUAUCCAGCUCUGUUGUGUAA
This is a messenger RNA of Patella vulgata (common limpet), 1477 nucleotides long. RefSeq lists its product as uncharacterized. Gene Ontology annotation, biological process: protein ubiquitination. The record is from RefSeq and is a predicted model, not a curated record. NCBI's taxonomy places the organism in Eukaryota, Metazoa, Mollusca, Gastropoda, Patellidae. The transcript is spliced from 6 exons. Bases 47 to 1477 code for a protein of 476 amino acids. Gene Ontology annotation, molecular function: ubiquitin-protein transferase activity; zinc ion binding.